Arvicanthis niloticus (Nile rat) is the source of this 6869-nucleotide messenger RNA. It is a transcript of the gene Bicral, whose product is annotated as BICRA like chromatin remodeling complex associated protein. Lineage: Eukaryota; Metazoa; Chordata; Mammalia; Rodentia; Muridae. Gene Ontology annotation, cellular component: SWI/SNF complex. Gene Ontology annotation, biological process: positive regulation of DNA-templated transcription. The record is from RefSeq and is a predicted model, not a curated record.
CACUGGUGCCAGUAUGACCUCAAAUGACUCACGCCUGGGUCCUAGAGAGCCCAUUUCUCGUGGCUGGCUGCUCUUAGCUUCAGCGGCCAGCGGCCUCUUCUGCUUCACUUCUCACGCUCUCCUUCCUUCCCUCACUCAUCCCCGUCCUCACCCUGUACUCUGCUCAGUGGAUUGUAAUCAGCCCAGUCACUCCUCGAGCCAGCGAAUCCAGCCACCCGCAGGAGGGUCCCACAUCAGGAAACUUACCCUUCCACGCUUUUGUAGAGAGAGUGCCCUUCUCCGUGGCAGGAGGGAAUUCCAUAACUAUUAGGCCUUGUGAUUAGUUUGGGGGAACUAAUGGGAGAAGGAAGUUUGAACAGAGAAAAAUCUCUUCGUAAGACUCGUCCUCCCUCUGCAGUCCCUGGGCACGCCCCUCCUCUGGGCAUCUCUACAGGAUUUCAUCCCUCCGUCCAACUGCCGUUCACAACUGCCCUUUCCAACUGCUCCAGAACUCUUGGCCCUGGCGUUCUGUGAUGUAAAUUAUUCCACGCAUGGCUUGAAAUGGGUGAGAAGCAGGGUUGCCAGGUGUCGGAUCACUAGUUUGUCAUGGAUGAUGACGAUGACUCCUGUCUCCUCGAUCUUAUUGGAGACCCACAGGCAUUGAACUAUUUUCUGCACGGACCUAGCAGUAAAUCGAGCAGCGAUGAUGUGGCGAACGCAGGGUAUUCUGCAGCCAAUUCUAAUUCGAUUUUCGCCAACUCCACGAAUGCUGACCCUAAAUCGUCCCUCAAAGGUGUGAGUAGCCAGCUUGGAGAAGGGCCCAGUGACGGGCUCCCGCUUGCAAGCAGCCUUCAGUUUCUUGAAGAUGAACUUGAAUCUUCUCCUCUCCCUGAUCUCAGCGAGGACCAACCCUUUGACAUUCUUCAGAAAUCCUUGCAGGAGGCUAAUAUCACUGAACAGACAUUGGCGGAAGAGGCGUACCUGGAUGCCAGUCUAGGCUCAAGCCAGCAGUUUGCACAGGCCCAGCUGCAUCCUUCUUCAUCAGCAUCCCUCACUCAGGCUUCUAAUGUUUCUAAUUACUCAGGUCAGACACUGCAGCCCAUCGGGGUGACUCACGUGCCUGUGGGAGCAUCGUUUGCAAGCAAUACAGUGGGUGUGCAGCAUGGCUUUAUGCAACACGUGGGGAUCAGUGUUCCCAGCCAGCAUUUGCCUAAUAGCAGCCAGAUCAGUGGCUCCGGUCAGAUACAGUUAAUCGGGUCCUUUGGUAAUCAGCCUUCCAUGAUGACUAUUAAUAACCUAGAUGGCUCUCAAAUCAUAUUGAAAGGCAGUGGGCAGCAAGGCCCAUCCAAUGUGAGUGGGGGGCUUCUGGUUCACAGACAGACUCCUAAUGGCAACUCUUUGUUUGGGAACUCCACGCCCAGUCCCGUGGCACAGCCUGUCACUGUCCCGUUUAACAGCACAAAUUUCCAAGCAUCUUUACCUGUGCAUAACAUCAUUAUUCAAAGGGGCCUCGCACCAAAUUCAAAUAAAGUCCCAGUUAAUAUCCAGCCAAAGCCGAUCCAGAUGGGUCAGCAGAGCACGUACAACGUGAACAACCUUGGAAUCCAGCAACACCAUGUACAGCAAGGGAUCUCCUUCGCCUCCGCAAGCUCACCCCAGGGCUCUGUGGUUGGUCCACACAUGUCUGUGAACAUUGUCAACCAACAGAACACAAGAAAGCCUGUUACCUCACAGGCUGUGAGCAGUGCAGGGGGCAGCAUUGUCAUCCAUUCCCCCAUGGGCCAGCCUCACACGCCCCAAAGUCAGUUCCUUAUACCCACAAGCCUUUCUGUCAGCUCCAACUCCGUACACCAUGUCCAGACUAUAAAUGGGCAGCUUCUUCAGACUCAGCCCUCCCAGCUCAUCUCUGGCCAAGUGGCCUCCGAGCAUGCCAUGUUGAAUAGGAAUUCUUCUAACAUGCUCAGGACCAGCCAACCAUAUUCUGGACAGAUGCUUAACAACCAGAAUACCGCCGUCCAGCUGGUGUCUGGACAGACUUUUGCCACCUCUGGAAGUCCAGUGAUAGUCAACCAUGCCUCUCCUCAGAUUGUUGGAGGACAGAUGCCCUUGCAGCAGGCCUCACCCACCGUGUUACACCUGUCACCUGGGCAGAGCAGUGUUUCCCAAGGAAGGCCAGGCUUCCCUACCAUGCCCUCAGUGAGCAGCAUGUCAGGACCUGCUCGGUUCCCUGCUGUCAGCUCAGCUAGCACUGCCCACCCUACUCUUGGGCCUACGGUGCAGUCUGGGACAUCAGGAUCAAACUUUACAGGAGACCAGCUGACACAAGCGAACAGAACUCCAGUACCCGGCAGUGUGUCCCACCGUCUUCCAGUCUCUGCUUCCAAAUCCCCCAGCACCUUGAGCAGCACCCCGGGGCCCCAGCAGCAGUUCUUCUGUCAGGCCCAGAAAAAGUGUUUGAACCAGACCUCCCCCAUUCCCACGUCCAAGCCCACAGAAGGCCUGAGGCAAUCACAGAUCCCUGGGCUCCUGAGCACAGCACUGCCAGGACAGGAUUCUGGAAGCAAAAUUCUGCCAGCGCCCUUGGGGACCACACAGCCGCAGCAGGAAAACUCCGUGGGGUCAUCCCCGAGCCAGACAGCUGUGCAGGUGGACAGUCAUUCAGGACAGAAAAGGCCUGCUGCCAAACAGCUGACUAAAGGAGCUUUUAUCCUUCAGCAGUUACAGAGGGACCAAGCCCACGCUGUGACGCCCGACAAAAGCCAGUUCCGAUCACUAAAUGACACAGCACAGAGGCUGCUCUCCUACCACGUGUGCCAGGGCUCCAUGCCCACGGAGGAAGACCUGAGGAAAGUGGACAAUGAAUUUGAAGAAGUUGCCACUCAGCUCCUCAAAAGGACCCAAGCUAUGCUGAACAAAUACAGAUUCCUGCUCCUAGAAGAUGCCAUGAGGAUCAACCCUUCUGCAGAGGUGGUGAUGAUUGACAGGAUGUUCAACCAGGAGGAAAGGGCUUCGCUGUCACGGGACAAGCGUCUGGCGCUCGUAGACCCCGAGGGUUUUCAGGCCGAUUUCUGUUGUUCCUUCAAACUUGACGAAGCUGCACCUGAGACACCACUUGACAGGAGUGACCAGCAUCGCAGCAAAACCAGCUCGCUCCAUCAGGCGCCCAGAGGCCAAAGCAGAGACCGAGCCAAGCCAGGCAUGGCAGAAACAACGAAUCAUGACCAGUUUCAUCUAGUGCCUAACCACAUCGUGGUCUCUGCAGAGGGGAACAUUUCUAAAAAGUCAGAAGGCCACAGUAGAACACUGAAAUUUGACAAAGGGGUCUUAGGCCAAUACCGGGGUCCGCCUGAGGACAAGGGCGGCCGGAGGGACCCUGCCAAGGCCAGCGGGUGCUCUCCGGGGCCCGAGGGCCACCGCAAGGCCUUGCCCAGGCCGGAUCAUGGCUCUGAGAGCAAGCUCCCGGGCGUCCUGGCCAGCUCUCACAUGGAGAUGCCGUGCCUCGACUCCUUCCAGGACAAAGCCCUGAGGAAUUCCCCAAAGAAUGAAGUUUUACACACAGACAUCAUGAAAGGGUCGGGGGAGCCCCAGCCAGAUCUCCAGCUCACCAAGAGCCUAGAGAAAACCUUUAAGAACAUCCUGGAACUCAAGAAUUCGGGGCGGCCGCAGAGCGACCCUGCGGCCAGCGGCGCGGUGGACCUGGACUUCCCCAGCUUCUCUCCAAUGGCCUCGCAGGAAAACUGCCUGGAAAAGUUCAUCCCGGGCCACAGUGAAGGCGUUGUAGAAACAGACUCCAUUUUAGAAGCAGCUGUAAAUAGUAUCCUAGAGUGUUAAUAGCAGCCGUCCUUCCCCAGACCCUUCCCGGACCAGUUACAUUCUCUCCCAGCAAAGCAAACGGAAGCGUCUCCUGUCCCCAGCCUGCUCGGGCCUCCAUCACAGGUUAACCUUUCUAAUCUCCACCCUGUUCUUUUGAAGAGCAAUACUUGUAGUCGUGGCUGCAGGGAGACCCCUCAGUGCACCCACCUCUCUCUAGAAAGCAGUCCGAUAGGCCCUCCACAUUUCAAGUGUUAUGAAAGUGCUUACGGCCGCUGUUCGUUAAUUUGUUUUGUGGUUUGUUUCUUAGCACUGUCGCUUAAGACCACAGUACACUUGGCCCUGGGUAAAAUUUUGACAAUCAUUAGUCAUUUCAAAAGAACAGACUUAUUAAAGAAAAAUCAAACAGGACUGACAGAAGCCACUUUCUUAAAGACUCUCUCACUGCAGCUCCAAAGUAGUGGUUUGGUUUUGUUCUGUUUCGGGGGGAGAGGGUAUUUGCAUAGGGAAGACCCCAUGACUCUCCUCCCUGCUCGGCCCUCUGAGCAAUGGGUAGCCAGUGCUCUGCGUGCACCCCCACGGCCCUGGCCUAAGACGCCAGUAGCAUAGCCGCAGAGCGCCCUCCUGAAGUCCAGUGCUCUGGGAUGCUGCUGAAACAAAACCUUUUGUGUUUUUAAGCACAUUCAUGUUGAAUUCUGUCUGCAAAUGUCCUGUUCUUAGUCCCAGGUGUACACCUUGAAAUCCUCCCAGGCUCAGUAGGGAGCUUUGGGAACCAGUUACAGGCAGCGCUGGGGAGGCUGCUGGAGCCACCAUGGUUUCCAGGGUCUCCGUGUGUGCGGCUUAAAGAGUUGUGCAUUUUAUAAUCGGGUGGAAUCAACAUAACCUAUGUUCUUUAUUGUUGCUGAGUUCUGUUCAGUGUGACCUCUUGUCCCCUCCCCCUCAGCCCCUCCCCCUCAGCCAAGCAUCAAAAGGCUUUCACUUGAAAACUGUUGUACUCUCAGUUGAAGCUUUUGAAGGGGACUUUGGCCUUGUUUGUGAGAAUAGUAGUCAACAUUGUAUCAGUCAUUCCUGUACCUAGUAAACCAAAGUCAGACCAGCAGGCCACUGAUGGAAGGGACUGAGGCAGGAGGGACAGGGCCAUGUCCUGGCCGUUCCCACUGUGGGUGGUUCAUGUUCACCAUAGUGACCCUUCCUCUUUGUAAUUUAUGUUCUUUUCGGGGAGCAGACCCAAGUUCCCUCCGUGUGGGCCUGUACCAGGGCGCGCUUCUGUUUCUCCUUGCUUUCCUCAUGUUGGAGCAGGUCACGGUGCUGUGUUUGCAAUCCUCUCCCACCAUCUCCAUCCGAGCCUCUGGGAUCUAGAGGUCGUUUGGUUACUGUGAGGGCUCGUCCCUCUGUCCAUCCCCCAGGCUGUGUGAACGUUUGGUUACUGUGAGGGCCCGUCCCUCUGUCCAUCCCCCAGGCUGUGUGAACGCAUCCACUGUUGGUUUCUGCUUCAUUACACCCCAAAUGGAGUUGUCCCCGUGGUCAUCAUGUGUAGUAUUUCUUUUCCAGAUUGGCCUGCAAUGGAAAGGAAGGCUUUUGAUUUUGAUUUUUAUCUUUUUUCAGAUAACACAGCAACAAUCUAGGCAUGUUGGCAUACACCUGUAAUCCCAGCAGUCAGGUGACUGAAGCAGGAGAGUCAUGGGUUCAAGGCCAGCUUGGGCUAUAUAACACACCCCUGUCUCAAACACAGAAGAAGAAAAAAAUUGAGCAUAGCAGACUGUAUGGACCUUUUCUACCCGUCUGUCCACUACACAAACCGACUGUGAGGCAGCCAGCCUUUGAGAGUGAUGUACCUUCCCCGCCCACAGCCCAGCCUUUGAGAGUGAUGUACCUUCCCCGCCCACAGCCCAGCCUUUGAGAGUGAUGUACCUCCCCGCCCACAGCCCAGCCAACUGAAAUGGGAAACUCUGGGCUGCUUAGAGUUGUCCUUUUCUCCCUUUUCUGUGCCAAUGUCCAAGUUGCUGACUUCCUUCCUGUAUUAUAACACAUUAGAAAGAUGAGUUGUUUGCCAGGUAGAACUCUCUGUCUGGGCUGCCCUGGGUUAACUGCCUGCCCUGAUCUUCUCAUGGCCUCAUGGUUGCUAUUCAAGAUGGCCCCUGGAUGCCUGCACACGGCUACGAAUGAAUUACUUUAAUUUUGCAAAUCAGUGGAAUUCUUAAGAGACAAGGAAAGUCUCGUGUAUAUUUGUUACCUCUUUCCUCCAGCCCCAGCCCCGACAUUCUCUCCUUUAUGUCAAAUUACAGGGCUCCUCAUCCCUGACGCUGGUCCCACACAUGGAGAGCCUACCUUACCAAAAUGAAACUUGUAAAUUUUUGUGUCUUUGUAUGUAAGUUUUCUUUUUAUGGAGGAAAGACUCUAGAUAAUGACAAAUGAAGAUUACAAAGUGUAUUUUACUCCUGUGAUUAGGUUACACCACAUGGGCCAUAACUCGCUCACAAGCCCCCGCUGGUGAAGGGAAGCGCCCUGUCUCAGUGGCCAGCGGUCGGUGGUUCAGGGUCAUUUAGUCAGUUGAGUUUUAGAACGAGUGCUCAGUAACGAAAAUCAUUUUUUCUUCCCUUUGUUUUUAAUCUGUUUGUUGUUGUGGAAAAGUAUGAACUUGUUAUUACGCAUUGAUUUUCUGUGUCCUUAAGUACUGCCUAAAGAUGAAGAAAAUUUGAACUGGCAAUUACGAUAAGGAAAUCCUUUAGCUCUGGAGAAUUUAGUAGACUCUGUUAGAUUAGGGAGGCCUCACAGGCUGGCCAGCUCCGAGGACGGUCACUCACUGUCAGUGUGGUGUGGGCUUUAUUUGCUUAAAUACCUUCAUUUGUAUAGUAUGUCUCACUUGAAAUUGCUUUGUAUACAUUUUGUAAAAAUAUUUAUAAAAUGUUUUGUAAAAAAAAAAAAAGUAUAACAAAUUGCAGUUUAUUUUGUUAUGUUGGAUAAAUACUGUUAAACCAGUCAGUACUAUAUUGUUAAUCCAUGGUUAGGAACUGUUCAGUUGGAGAUUACAAAAUGAAACAACCAUUGCAAUACAGCCAAAGAUUUGGGAAAAUGUGUAA